Molecule: messenger RNA, 4338 nt
Organism: Amaranthus tricolor (Joseph's coat)
Lineage: Eukaryota; Viridiplantae; Streptophyta; Magnoliopsida; Caryophyllales; Amaranthaceae
Product: protein GIGANTEA
Exons: 16
Coding region: 368-3901 (1177 amino acids)
Biological process (GO): regulation of circadian rhythm; regulation of long-day photoperiodism, flowering; response to stress
Cellular component (GO): nucleus
Source: RefSeq, a predicted model, not a curated record
AAAUUAGCGCAGAGACCCGAAAAAGAUCUCCUUCCUUCCCUUCCCUUCCCCUUCUUUCUCUCUCUUACCAAAUCUCUUUCUCUCUCCAAAAAAAAUCUCAUUCUGCAACCCACUUUGUCUACUGAGAUAGAUCAAGAUUCCCCCAUAAACCACUAAAAUGACUGCUUCAGAUAUUUUUUUCCUUCUUGAGCAGUGAUUAAGCUUGGGAUUUUGUACCAUAUAAGAAUAGAUUCUUGAAUCUUGACUAUAGAGUUUGAUACUUGAAGAAAAGCAGAGAAUUUUGAAGCUUAUAUUGGGUGUACUAAACUGUUGUUGAAAGAGUAUUUACAACCUAUAAAGAAGAAAGUAGAAUUUAACAUUUCUGUUCAUGGAGCGUUCGUCUGAGAGGUGGAUUGAUGGCCUUCAGUUCUCCUCUUUAUUUUGGCCAGCUCCACAAGAAGCACAGCAGAGGAAGGCUCAAAUUACGGCUUAUGUUGAAUACUUUGGACAAUUUAUAUCAGAACAAUUUCCUGAAGAUAUUGGCGAGUUAAUUCGGAACCGUUAUCCGUCCAUUGAAAAACGCCUUUUUGAUGACGUCCUUGCUACAUUUGUUCUCCACCAUCCAGAGCAUGGCCACACUGUUGUUCUUCCUAUCAUUUCUAUCAUUAUCGAUGGCACACUAGUAUAUGAUAAGGAUAGGCCUCCUUUUGCGUCUUUCAUUUCUUUAUUCUGUCCAAAUGACGAGAACGAGUAUUCUGAACAGUGGGCACUAGCAUGUGGGGAGAUUCUGCGAAUAUUGACUCACUAUAAUCGCCCAAUCUACAAGGUUGAGCGCCAGAAAAGUUCAGAAGGCUGCACCAGCAGUAAAGAUCAUGCUUCUUGCAGCAAUGGUUCAAGUGUCGAAUCAUCUCAUGGCUCUUCUGGGCAAAGUGAACGAAGACCUUCAAGGCCUUUGUCCCCUUGGAUCACUGACAUAUUGCUUGCAGCACCUCUUGGUAUCAAAAGUGAUUACUUUCGAUGGUGCGGUGGAGUUAUGGGAAGGUAUGCCGCUGGAGAACUCAAGCCACCUAUGAUUGCUUCUUCUCGGGGUAAUGGAAAGCAUCCUCAGUUGAUGCCAUCGACUCCUCGUUGGGCUGUUGCAAAUGGUGCUGGUGUUAUAUUAAGUGUCUGUGACGAGGAAGUUACCCGCUAUGAGACCGCUAGUUUAACGGCAGUUGCUGUUCCUGCCCUUCUGCUUCCUCCUCCAACGACAGCUUUGGACGAGCAUUUAGUUGCUGGUUUACCUGCAAUUGAACCAUAUGCUAGAUUAUUCCAUCGUUAUUAUGCUAUAGCAACACCAAGUGCCACUCAGAGACUGUUGCUUGGACUUCUUGAAGCACCGCCAUCGUGGGCUCCAGAUGCACUUGAUGCAGCCGUGCAACUUGUAGAACUUCUGCGGGCGGCUGAAGAUUAUGCAACUGGGAUGAGAUUGCCAAGAAACUGGAUGCACCUUCAUUUUCUAAGAGCAAUUGGUAUUGCAAUGUCUAUGAGAGAAGGUAUCGCAGCAGAUGCAGCGGCGGCAUUGUUGUUCCGUAUACUAUCUCAGCCUGCCUUGCUUUUUCCGCCAUUGAGACAAGUCGAGGGGGUUGACGUCCAGCACGAACCUUUAGGCGGCUAUAUUUCAUGCUACAGAAAGCAGAUAGAAAUGCCGGCUGCCGAAGCUACUAUUGAAGCUACUGCCCAGGGUAUUGCAUCAAUGCUUUGUGCCCAUGGUCCGGAGGUGGAAUGGCGAAUAUGUACCAUAUGGGAAGCUGCUUAUGGUCUGAUACCGCUAAGUUCUUCAGCCGUUGAUCUGCCUGAAAUAAUAGUUGCUACACCAUUACAACCGCCUCUUUUAUCAUGGAACUUGUACAUACCUCUCCUUAAAGUAUUGGAGUACCUUCCUCGAGGAAGUCCAUCCGAAGCAUGUCUUACGAAAAUAUUUGUGGCCACUGUCGAAGCAGUUCUUCAAAGAACAUUUCCAUUCGAGUCUUCUUCGGAAGAAAAUCGAAGAUCAAGAUACAAUUCGGAAGCAGGCCCGGCAUCCAAAAACCUUGCUGUGGCAGAGCUUCGCACCAUGGUUCAUUCAUUGUUCUUGGAGUCAUGUGCUACUGUAGAGCUCGCCUCACGAUUGCUAUUUGUCGUGUUAACUGUUUGUGUCAGUCAUGAAGCCCACACAAACGGGAAAACUUCAAGGGUCGAGGAUCACUAUGCUGGAAGCUCUUCCAAAUACUUGAGAUCAAGUCAAUCUAGUGCUUCAAGUUCGAAGGAUUCGAAGAGACAAAGAGAAUCGAAAAGUAAGAAAGUAAAAAAACAAGGUCCUGUUGUGACAUUUGAUUCUUACGUUCUAGCUGCUGUUUGUGCUCUAGCCUGUGAGCUUCAGCUUUUUCCUUUGGUUGUGAGUGUAUCUAAUCCUUCAAGUUCCAAAAAUUCCGAGGAAAUUGCAAAGCCCGUCAAAUUAAAUGGUUCAUCUCAUGAUUUCAAGGAUGGAAUUGACUCUGCGAUCCGUCAUACUCGUAGAAUUUUGGCAAUUCUAGAAGCAUUGUUUUCACUGAAACCAUCAACCAUCGGUACAUCAUGGGGCUACAGUUCUAAUGAAAUAGUUGCCGCUGCUAUGGUUGCUGCCCAUAUUUCCGAACUUUUCAGGCGAUCGAAGGCUUGCAUGAAUGCUCUUUCGGUUUUAAUGCGGUGUAAAUGGGAUAACGAGAUCCACAACCGGGCAUCAUCGUUGUACAACUUAAUUGAUAUUCAUAGCAAGACGGUUGCAUCAAUUGCCCACAAGGCAGAACCAUUAGAGGCACAUUUGUCUCAUACUCCUGUGUGGAGGGACUCGACCGUUACCAACGGAAGGACGCCUAAUGAAUCUACAACCAAUCUAUGUUUUCUAUCAGAAGUUCCGUCAGCGUUGUCAUGUGAUAAUCCUUCCCGUUCGAAGAAUUUACCGAACGGUGGGAAGUCUGUGUACUCAACUGGAGAUGCUGUAAAUACCGCGGGCAAAAGGGUUGCAAGCUUUCAGUUUGAUGCAUCCGAUUUGGCUCAAUUCCUCACAAUGGACAGGCAUAUAGGAUUUAAUUGCAGUGUACAGAUUUUCCUGCAAUCAGUGCUUGAAGAGAAGCAAGAGCUAUGCUUCUCGGUUGUUUCACUCCUUUGGCACAAGUUGAUUGCGUCACCCGAAACACAACCUAGUGCAGAAAGUACGUCUGCGCAGCAAGGAUGGAGACAGGUUGUUGAUGCAUUAUGCAAUGUUGUAUCCGCAUCACCGGCUAAAGCAGCUGCAGCAAUUGUUCUUCAGGCGGAAAGGGAAUUACAGCCUUGGAUUGCCAAAGAUGACGAUCAAGGCCAGAAAAUGUGGAAGGUUAACCAACGGAUCGUAAAGCUAAUGGUGGAAUUGAUGAGAAAUUCUGAUACCCCGGAGUCAUUGGUCAUACUGACAAGUGCUUCAGAUCUUCUUCUACGUGCCACAGAUGGAAUGCUUGUUGAUGGAGAAGCUUGCACCCUGCCUCAGUUGGAGCUGCUAGAGGCUACUGCCAGAGCAGUUCAAACUGUGCUGAAAUGGGGCGAAUCUGGAUUAGCUGUUGCAGAUGGCCUCUCUAAUCUUUUGAAGUGCCGUCUACCAGCUACAGUUACGUGCCUCUCUCAUCCAAGUGCACAUGUGCGUGCUCUAAGCACAUCGGUUCUUCGAGAUAUACAGCAGAACGGAUCAAUAAAACUGAGUUUUAAACAGGAAAAUAAAAGUGGAAUCCAUGGAUCACCCUUCCAAUACUUACAUUUAGGCAUCAUCGACUGGCACGCAGAUAUUGAAAGAUGUUUGACAUGGGAAGCUCAUAGUCGACUAUCACGGGCAAAGACUAUCGAGUAUCUCGAUAUGGCAGCAAAGGAAUUAGGGUGUACAAUAACCGUCUGAGUCCGACUUCCUUUCCCGUUUUAAUACAUAUUCUGAGAUCACACCUAAGCUGUUAUUGGUUCGUUCAAACCGAGGAAAAUUAAUCCAAUCCUAACAGUCUUUAGGCAAAAUGAUUCCUAGGAGGUGAAAAAUAGGUCCUUUAGCGCAGUAAUGUAAAACCCAGUUGUAUUUGUGACACAGGAAAUGCCCAGUGAUCACAAAUAAGUAGGUAAGCAUAGUCUCGAGAACCAUUGCCUGCUCGUGCUUCUGCCUUGACACGCCCGGAUUAUUUGUCUGUAUUUAGAUGACAUGUUUAUGCAGGAUAAAAUACUAGAAAAAAUGUAUUCUUAUGGUAUUAUUUCCUUCAUCAGUGUUUAUACUUCACCUCUUUGUAACAUAAUCAUGCCUGUGAAAAGACAACAAAUGGCAAGUACAUGUAUAAAAAACAGUUCAUAUUA